AUGUCACACAUGUUACUGGGGCUGUUUCUUGCAGAGCUCUUGUUGGUACAUGGAGCAGUGGAGGAUGACGCUCCUCUCUGUCGGAUACUGAGGAGCCCAGAGUACCCUCUGCUGGCUAAAGAAGGAGAUGUCACAAUUGGGGGAGCCUUUUCCAUCCACACCAAAAUCACACAGCCUCCACUGUCCUUUACAGAAAAACCAGCAUAUCUCACAUGUUCCAGGAUACCUUUGAGACAAUUUAGAUUUGCACAAACUAUGAUUUUUGCCAUUGAGGAAAUCAAUAAAAGGGACUCUCUUCUUCCUAAUGUUUCAAUUGGAUAUCGUAUCUAUGACAACUGUGGCUCAACAUUAACAUCCAUGCGUGCAGUGAUGGGCCUGAUGAACGGUGGAGAAUGGGCUGUGACAAAGAGCUGCUCUGGUCAAUCAGCUGUUCAUGCAAUUAUAGGAGAGUCUGAGUCCUCUUUAUCUAUUGUUUUGUCACGUACCACUGGACCAUUUGAAAUACCAGUGAUCAGUCAUUCAGCUACUUGUGAGUGUUUAAGUAAUAAGAAGGAGCAUCCAUCUUUCUUUCGAACCAUCGCCAGUGACCUUCACCAGAGCCGAGCCCUCGCCCAGCUGGUGAAACACUUCGGCUGGACCUGGGUCGGUGCCGUCAACAGUGACAGUGAUUAUGGGAACAAUGGCAUGGCCAUCUUUCUUUCUGCAGCACAGGAAGAAGGAGUUUGUGUGGAGUACAGAGAGAAAUUUAACAGAGCAGAGCCAGAGAAGGUGAUGAGAGUGGUGGAAGUGAUCCAGAAAAGCACAGCGAGGGUUAUCAUUGGUUUCUUGGCCCAUGUGGAAAUGACUAAUCUUUUAGAGCAGUUGAGUUUGCAUAACAUCACAGGGCGACAGUUUAUUGGAGUGGAGGCCUGGAUCACUGCUGACAGUGUUGUGGCUCCGAACAGCUUCAGUGUGUUGGGAGGAGCUCUAGGUUUUGCUGUGCCAAAGUCCAAUAUCAGUGGCCUUGAUACAUAUUUAAUCAAGGAUUUCUGGGAAACAGAUUUCAAGUGCAAAGAAAAAGACAAGGGCAGCAGUAGUGAAAGAGCUUGUAAAGUUAACCAUGAUCUUGAUGAGCUGAAAGAGUAUGUUGAUGAUGUAGCAAAGCUGACGUACACCAGUAACAUCUAUAAGGCCGUUUAUGCAGUGGCUCAUUCUCUGCACAGUGUAUUAAACUGUUCAGACAGUCUGGGUUGUAACAAGACAAAGGCACUUACACCCAAAGAGAUAAUGGAGUCUCUCAAAAAGGUCAAUUUUACCAUAAAGAAUGGAGAGCAGGUUUGGUUUGACAGCACUGGAUCAGCUGUGGCCCGGUAUGAGGUGGUGAACUGGCAACAAGAUCCAAAUGGCUUAAUAGAGUUUAAACCUGUCGGGUACUAUGAUGCUUUUCUACCUCCUGGACAGAGGUUUGUCCUCAGGACUGAGGAAAUUAUGUGGCCUGGAGGAAACAAAGAAUUACCUGUGUCAGUCUGCAGUGAAAGCUGUCGUCCAGGGACUCAUAAAGUUCUGCAAAAAGGAAAACCUGUCUGUUGUUAUGACUGUAUACCAUGUGCAGAAGGAGAAAUCAGCAACACCACAGAUUCUACUGACUGUGUGAAAUGUCCUGAAGAGUACUGGUCCAAUCAAAAUAGAGAUGCAUGUGUAAUGAAAAAUGUUGAGUUCCUUUCCUUCACUGAGGUUAUGAGUAAAAUCCUUGUGUUUUUCACUGUGUUUGGUGUGCUCCUCACAUUAAUUGUGGCCACUACGUUCUUAAUGAAUAAAGACACUCCCUUAGUAAAGGCAAAUAACUCAGAGCUGAGUUUCCUGCUGCUCUUCUCUUUAACCCUGUGUUUCCUGUGUUCUCUGACUUUCAUGGGACGUCCAUCUCAGUGGUCCUGCAUGUUCCGUCACACAGCUUUCGGGAUCACCUUCGUCCUCUGCAUCUCUUGUGUUCUUGGUAAAACUAUAGUGGUGUUAAUGGCCUUCAGGGCUACACUUCCAGGCAGUAAUGUGAUGAAAUGGUUUGGGCCUGUUCAACAGAGACUCAGUGUUGUGGCUUUUACUCUCAUACAGGUUGUUAUUUGCAUACUUUGGCUCACAAUCAACCCUCCGUUUCCCUUUAAAAACAUGAAACACUUUAAAGAAAAGAUCAUCCUGGAGUGUGCCCUGGGAUCCCCUGUAGGGUUCUGGGCUGUGUUAGGGUACAUUGGCCUCUUAGCUCUGCUGUGUUUCAUAUUUGCUUUUCUGGCUCGAAAGCUGCCUGAUAAUUUUAAUGAAGCUAAAUUCAUCACCUUCAGUAUGCUCAUAUUCUGUGCAGUCUGGAUCACCUUCAUCCCAGCUUAUGUCAGCUCUCCUGGAAAGUUCACAGUAGCUGUGGAGAUAUUUGCUAUUCUGGCUUCAAGUUAUGGACUACUUUUUUGUAUAUUUGCACCAAAAUGCUUUAUCAUUUUGCUCAAACCUGAAAUGAAUACAAAGAAACAUAUGAUGGAUAGAAAAUGAGAUAAUGUGAGCAAAACUAUCUAUGAGGUAACUUUAGUUUUUAUUCUUCUGAA
Molecule: messenger RNA, 2567 nt
Organism: Sphaeramia orbicularis (orbiculate cardinalfish)
Lineage: Eukaryota; Metazoa; Chordata; Actinopteri; Kurtiformes; Apogonidae
Product: extracellular calcium-sensing receptor-like
Exons: 6
Coding region: 1-2514 (837 amino acids)
Biological process (GO): G protein-coupled receptor signaling pathway
Cellular component (GO): plasma membrane
Molecular function (GO): G protein-coupled receptor activity
Source: RefSeq, a predicted model, not a curated record